CUGGAUCACCACCCCUCACACAAUGCUCGUCUCUCUGACCGUCGGCAAAGUCGACGCCGGUGUCGCCGUACUACUCACAGAUGAUAAACGCCUUAUCGAAUUCCCCUCCAUCCUCCUUCCGCCAGAUAUUUCCUCAGGCAGCAUUGUCGACAUUACGGUCGCACGAAACCACAAAUCCGAAUCCGAAGCCUCCUCUGCCUUCCACUCGCUCCAAUCCACCAUCUUUCGCACCUUCGGCCAGCGCUCGCCGACGGCGCCUAUCCUCCGCUGCCGAAACGCGACGCAGACCUCCGUAGUGCUGGAAUGGGAUCCAAUUGACAUUGCGACUGCCGAGCUGCGCGGCCUAACGCUAUAUCGCAAUGGUAGCAAGGCAGGCACGAUACCUAAGCCGACGGAAGUCCACAGCACGAAAUUGAGUGGCUUGGCUGUGGACACGGAAUAUGUGUUUCAUCUCGUUUUACGAACUUCGGCUGGCACGUAUACCAGCGACAAACUUAAAGUGCAAACGCAUAAGAUGACGGAUUUGUCUGGAAUUACCAUUACUCCUGGCCAUAUGCCAGCCGCGCUGCGCGAGAGUCUGCAGACGACCGUGGAGCGCAUUGGCGCGAAGAUUGUGGAUACGGUCAGGAUUGAUACAACUCAUUUCGUGUGUACAGAGGGACGAGGGCCGAGCUGGGAGAAAGCCGUAGAGAACAAUAUCCCCGUCGUGGUGCCAGAUUGGGUGAAGGGAUGUGAGAGGGAGGGCAGGAUUGUGGGGGUGAGAGGAUACUAUCUCAACGCGGAUCCAAGACUGAGGCAGAUUGGUCCUGGAACGGUCCAGCAACACCCUUCACCACAGCCGCAACAGCAGGUUCGAAGCCCGAUAAUGAGCCCCAGGACGGAGGUCACACCACCGACACCCGAGAGACCAACGAGAGAGAGGAGUCAAGAUAGUGAGAAUGCUGCUCCCCCUCCACCGCCACCGAAGAACGAUGUGGAGGAUGAGGAGAGUGAGCCAGAGACGCCACCGGAGCCGAAGACACACGCUGAGGAGCAGAAAGUCAGGACCGAAGACCUGAAGCCCGGCACCGAGGAGACGGACGAGGAUGAGAGCGAGGAGGAAAUAGAGCCUGGAGCUAGUAGUGCCGCGAAGGCAGCUGAGGCCGGUUUACCUGUCAGGAACAAACCUGGACAAGCAACUGUGGAAGACGAAGAGGAAGACCGUGCAAGUUUCCACGAUGUAAGGCUCUGAUUAGAGUUUGGCGUUCAUCUCAUCCCAGUGGAUCUUCUAUAGGCAUUAGGGUUGAGCGUUCUGCGGGAAUAGAAAGCGCUGUUGGGGUGUUGGGACUUGUAAUUCACCCUGGGGCGUAGAACAGGCAGGAAUUUUAUUGAACUAUCUAUAUCUCUCCGUCAGCGUACUCUUACUUCCAG
This is a messenger RNA of Lindgomyces ingoldianus, 1410 nucleotides long. RefSeq lists its product as uncharacterized. The transcript is spliced from 2 exons. Bases 23 to 1231 code for a protein of 402 amino acids. Gene Ontology annotation, cellular component: exomer complex; trans-Golgi network. Lineage: Eukaryota; Fungi; Ascomycota; Dothideomycetes; Pleosporales; Lindgomycetaceae. The record is from RefSeq and is a predicted model, not a curated record. Gene Ontology annotation, molecular function: protein dimerization activity. Gene Ontology annotation, biological process: conjugation with cellular fusion; Golgi to plasma membrane transport.